UGACACCCUUACCAAAAAAUAUAAAUUGAGAUCUGUAUAACAUUAGUAGUACACUCUGGCUGAGUGUCAGGCUUUGAGUUUGAGCAUCCUUCUUGCUUCUAAAUAAGGCUGUUACUAUGGCUAGUUAUGCUCGGCAUAUUCCUGUAAAUGUAAGAAGAAAUAGAGUCAAUCUUGGCUCAGAUGGAAAAUCUCGGAUUUCUUCUGCCUUUUCCACUCACUGCACUUCCAGUGGCUUAGACAGAAGUAGUUUUCCCUGUCAAAGCCAUAUUGUGGAUAGAUCCCCUUUUGACUUUGCAAAUGGCGGCCAAGGCACAUUUUCGAGCCGCAGUUGUAGCAGUGUAUUAAUGAGCGGCGGUGGCUAUGGGAGGAGAAUGAGUACUGGAAGUUGUCUUAAUGGCAGCCAUGGUGGUUAUCCUUUGCUUGGAUAUGGUGAUGGGCAAGUGUUCACAGGUGGUCUGGGUGGAGUCCCUUCAACCUGUGGCAUCAUCUUCUCUUCCACCGAUGAGAAGGUCCUCAUGCAGAACCUCAAUGACCGACUGGGCAAUUACAUAGACAAAGUGAGAUGCUUGGAGAAGGAAAAUGCAGCCCUUGAAUCCCAGAUCAGUGACUUCUGUCUCAAGCAUGGUCUUACUGGUGAAAUGAAGGAUCACAGCCACUUUUACCAACAGAUUGAGGAACUUAAAAAACAGGUUUUUGUUGCUAAUCUGGAGAAUAACAAGAUACUUCUCAAGAUUGACAAUAAUCACAUGGACCUAGAAGACCUGAGAAAGAAAUAUGAGACUGAAUAUGUCAUCCGUGAAAAUGUGGAAGCUGAUGUAAAUGGAUUACGCCCUGUUCUAAAGGAACUCACUGGCUAUAAGGCUGACCUCAAGGCUGAGCUCAAUUCACUGAAAGAGGAAAUAUGUGACCUCAAGAAGACCCAUGAAAAGGACUUAAACUGUCGGAAAAAACGAUCACAUGGCAGCAACAAAGAAGUCAGCAUUGGCCCUGGCACAGAUCUGAAGCAAAUGCUGAAGGAAAUGAGACAAAAAUAUGAAGCAAAGAUAGAGUCAAACCGCAAGGAGGUUGUGCAACGGUAUGAAGACAAGCUGAAGGAGAUGAACCUGAAUGUCAACAACAGUAGCCAAGACAUCGAAGAUGGCAACCACAAAGUCUUGGAUCUCAAAUGCAAACUGCCAGCCCUAGAGAUUGAUUUACAAGCCCAAUAUAAUAUGAGGGAUACACUGAAAGUCUGCUUAGCUGAAAUAGAAUGUCACUUCCAGACUCAGCUUGGCGAAAUGCAGGAGCAGAUCUCCAACAUGGAGCAUCAGUUAGCAGAACUGCACUUGGAAAUGGAGACUCAGGAUCAGGAAUACAAAGGGCUUGUAGAUGUCAAAAAACGGCUAGAGCAAGAGAUCCAGACCUAUAGCAGCCUGCUCAAAGAAGGGCAGAAUGACCCCUCAUCCACCAUUGACAUGCAGCCAGAAAGAUCUCCCCUUGCAUGAGAAGAGACUCUUCUACAGAAGAUUGUUUGGUAUAUCUUUAUAGUGUUCACCCAUUUAAGAAUGUUUGUUUGAUCAGAGCGACAGUAAGCAAUCACAAUGUCUUUCUUUUUCUGUGUUGCUAUUAUACCUGAUGAUGUUUAUUGGUUUUUCAUUUUGCUGGAUUCAAUUUGGGAUGCUACCCUCUGUGUAUGUAGUCAUUUAUCAUAGGAUGAAACCUAUUUUUGCACACACUUUAAACUCUGAAUUGUAUACACAAUAAAGGAGCCAAUCUUGGGGAAUAAAACAUGUGUAUGU
Molecule: messenger RNA, 1778 nt
Organism: Anolis carolinensis (green anole)
Lineage: Eukaryota; Metazoa; Chordata; Lepidosauria; Squamata; Anolidae
Product: keratin, type I cytoskeletal 19
Exons: 7
Coding region: 117-1484 (455 amino acids)
Biological process (GO): intermediate filament organization; epithelial cell differentiation
Cellular component (GO): cytoskeleton; keratin filament
Molecular function (GO): structural molecule activity
Source: RefSeq, a predicted model, not a curated record